Messenger RNA from Plasmodium coatneyi, 4089 nucleotides. RefSeq lists its product as uncharacterized. The coding region runs from base 1 to 4089 and encodes 1362 amino acids. The transcript has 3 exons. NCBI's taxonomy places the organism in Eukaryota, Apicomplexa, Aconoidasida, Haemosporida, Plasmodiidae. The record is from RefSeq and is a predicted model, not a curated record.
AUGAAUGAACUAAAGGAGCUAAGCAGAAAGGUGAAGGAAAACACCACCGUGAAAAAAGAGGAAAAGAAAAAUGAACCUGAAAUAAAAAACUUAUUUGAGAACCUCCUGAGCAACAACUCGAUAAAUUACAUAAGCUCCUUUAUAAACAAAACUAACGGGAUUGAUAAACCGGGGGAGAAUGACUUAGUGGAAGGAGCUCCCCCGGGGGGGGACCAUUUGGAAAACGCGCAUCAAAUAGGGGAGAAGCCGGCAUAUGGUGAACCCACUGCUGAGCAAGGAACCUAUCCACAGGACGAUGCCCCUCAUGGUAAGAAGCACCUUCCCGAGAAAAAGAAAAAAUGCACGAACGAUUCAGAAGAACACACCACCCAAAACAAAAAUGCAAGCCACAUAAAUGUGAAAAAGAUUCUGCAGAACAAGAAGAACGUCGAUGUGAAAGACCUAAACAAACUAAUUAACUUUUUCAAUGAUGAAAUAACGGAGAGAAGUAAAAAGCUGGAAAAGUUCAUGAACAAAAAUAAAAUAAAAAAUGAUUAUAACAAAGCGGAAACGAAUUAUAAAAAAUUGAAAAUAUGGAAAGUGUUACUUUACCUGCGUAAUUGUAAGACGCACAUUUUGUUGAUAAGAGCCAUUUUUAAGUCUGCAAAAGGGGGGAAUGUGAAUGAUGAACCUGCUAAAGUGAAGUGGGCACAGGUAAACGUGGAGGAGGUUACCCCCUUGGAUAGCCCUCCCCAGUUCGAUGACGCCACACCAUUGGGAAAAUCGAACGAAGCGGAAAAGUUUAAUGGUACGCUGGGGAACCAGACAACCUGUGAUGGCAUCCCUACGGAUAACCACCUUGACAAAAAACUCAUGGAAGAUUUGAAAAAAAUGUUCCUACCAGAUUCAUCCGAACAGGCACAAAAUGAAAAGCCCACCCUUAUGAAGGAAAUCAGAACGAAGUACGAUCAUCUCCUUAACAACUUAAGACGCGUCGUUCAAGUCACCUUUGAGAAAAUGUUCCUCUUCAAUGGGAACAUAAAAAUAUAUAAACACGUCUACCUAAACCGAGGUGAUAUAUUUUCGGAAAACGAAGAAAACAUUCAAGGGCAAAAAAUUUCCUACGUGAUGUUUUGGCAUUUGGCCUACAUCCUGAAAAUGCACAGAAAAUAUUUGGAGGAAAUAAAAAAGCACUUAUUUUUUAACCUCUUCAAACUUAUGGUCCUUUUCUACUGCCUUGCGAAAAAUGUGAAUUGGAAAAAGGUAAUAAAUAACCUCCACCAAAUGGACCAUAUAUCAUACUCGUUGAAUUAUCAACAUGUGAAGAAAUUCGUUUCCAGUGUUGUGCAAAAAAGUGACGACGAUUUGUGCACACCUGACUGUUGUAACCAUUUUGGUAAGUUUAAACGUUUCCUCUUUUGUGAGCAUAAUGGGAGAACCUCUGCGAGGGAGGCAGACAAGGGCGGUGGGGUAAAUGAUCCUUUCACUUCUCUUUGCUUAAGUGAUUAUAUAAUUGAGCAUGAAGAUAGUGUUGUCAUCGAUAUGGAAAAUUUUUUUGGCAAUUUUUUGGGGUCCUUGGAGGGAGAUAACAAGCUAAACCAAUCGUGUUCUCUGCCUGCGGAGGGACCUUCCCCUUUUCAGACUGGGGAAGUUGACUUGAAGAGUGACGAAUGGAAGGGAAACCGAACAGCUGACAAUAGAGGUGCUACGGUUGAGGGGGAAAAGGGGACAAGGAGUGCUAACUUUUUCACCGCACUGUCUCGCUGUUUAUUCGAGUUCCACGCCUUGGCAGAGUUGCUAUUUGUGGAAAGUAGGAAGAAAGGCGAAGACUGCUGGCGUGGAGCAGGAAAAAUGGACCAAACGGGUGAACCUCCCCUCCUCGACAUUACGAUCGAGGAAGGGGCGCAAGUUGGCGAACUGAAGGACGCAUUCGAGUUUUAUUUUGGUGACCAAAAGGGGGAUGAAAAUGGAGGAGAAGCGUAUUUUGUGGAGUACGAAUUGGAGGCACAUGGGGAGGGAAGGUUGGACAACAUGAAGGAGAAAAUAAAGAGCAAGUAUGAACAAAUCAACGGCGAACACGUGCACAGUAGCAACGCAAGUGAGCCCCCUAAUGGGUACGCCUCCUUCUCCCACUACAUGCUGAACAAAGAGUUGAACGAAAACCUCUUCACUUAUUUCCACCAAAUAAAUAGGAAGAGAAACAAUUUCAGCAACAUUUUCGAUGUGUACUUUAUGUAUAAAUGGAGGAAGGAAGAAAAGAAAUUCGACCAACUGGUUCAGAAUAUUUUCCAAAAAAACUUCCACCAUUAUAUUGAUCAGACUUAUACCACCCUGAGAGAAAUGUUGCUUUUUAAAAAAGGGGGGGAAUACAUACUAGUAGAUUCCAGCGUAGAUGAUUAUCUGUACAAUGUCUUCUUCGAUGAGGAUAAAAAUUAUUCUUUAAAAAAUGUGGAGGGGGUGACUUACCGUUUGGUUUUGCAAUUCGUUGAGGAGGCACAAAAUCAGCUGAGCAAAGCAUUACAGGAAAAGAUUGACAAAAUAAUUGAGCAGAAAAAUAUGCACAGUAGGGGAACUUACUGUGUGGGGGAAACUACUUGUGAGGGCAUCCCUGGGGAAGGAAUAUCGAAGAAAGGGCUGCCCCCAUGUGGAGAUGCGAAGAAGACCGUUUUGAGUAAAAAAGAGGGGAAAGACACCCUGGGUGGGGGAUGCCAAUUGGAACAUGUGGAAAACGAACACGAGAAGGAUAAGUGCGUAGAAAACGGUGAAGGAGGCGUAACGUUAACCCCCACGACGGAAAAAGCUGUUUUAAGCGUCACCGCCAAGGAGGAUCGCAUAGACUGUAUGCGCAUCCAUAAGAAUUUGCUCUACAUUGUUUUUGUAGUAUACCGGAUUGUGCACUUUUCGUAUGAAGUUUUGCUUGACAUGAAGGAAGCAGAAUGGAACCAUCACUCGUCACACAAAAUCGAGGGGGAAAAAGAAGAAAAAAAUGAAGAGCAAAAAAGGAAAGAAAUCAUGGCAAUUAAUACAGUCCUAUUUUGCUACAAAAUUGUCAAAUAUAUUUAUGAUGCAUUUUUAAGUUACUGCUUUUUCACAUUUCGAUUUUCUUGCUUUCCGAAGGUGCCAUGUGAAAAUGAAUUUCUAUUAAGCGUAAUUAAUGAUAAUAUAUUUUUAAAAAAAGUUUUGCAAAAUGUUUAUUCUGUUUUUUUGCACCAUCAACAUUUGUUUAAUCUAUCCAUGUGUGCAGAAGACAUCAUUUCUUUUAAAAAUGUGGAGUUCAAAUGGGAUGGCGGUCUAUGCAAAAGGGGAAGCAACGAAUGGGUGGAUGAACAGAAGGAUAGGACUAAUUUUAACUCAAAAAGUGCAAAAUUACAGGGAGAAGCACAUAUUCCCGAAAGGAAUGCAGAGAAGAAAAAAUCGAGUUGUCCCCCAAAAGAACAUUUCCAUUGCAUAAACAAAAUAAGCGUACUGAAGAAAAUUUAUCUCUACAUUGAUAAAUUUCAGAUAAAUUUGAAUUUUUUUAAAAAUAUGUUUGUCAAAAUUUAUAAGGACAAAUUUAUGCGUCUUCUCCAGAAGGAUACACUUUUCACGGAGGAGCAAUUUUUAAUCAACAUAUCCAAAAUAGUGAACAUCAUUUUUGAGUUUUUCCAAAUUCAGGACUUGUGCAAAAGUGCACACACGGAUAUUACCCUACGUUUGGUGGAUUAUUUUUUUUUUCUUAUCAAUGCGCAGGUGUACACGUUUAUGAAGGAAAGGGGCAAAAUCGAUGAGGAUGUGCGGCAACUCCUCUAUAACAAGUUAGUGUUUACGCAGAAUAGCCUGUCCUUCCUUUUGCGCAGCUACGCAGACAACUGCAGCGAACAGAAGAACCACGCGCAGCAGGAGGAAAAUUACUUUCUAAGAAUAACGGACGAGCUGCCCUUCAGUUUGAUCAAUUUGAAAAAAAACAAGGCGCUGUUUUUACUCCUUUUCUGCAAAGUCAAACAGAUCUUGAAUGCCAAAAAGGGGAUACUCGAAAUGCACGACCCGAAGAUGAUCCAGGCGUUGCUGGCCAGCAACCCGUAUGCGUAUGAGGACGAGAAUUACGACGCGAUCCUGAACGAGUUUAAAUGA